Sarcophilus harrisii (Tasmanian devil) is the source of this 5232-nucleotide messenger RNA. It is a transcript of the gene NIPA2, whose product is annotated as NIPA magnesium transporter 2. The transcript is spliced from 6 exons. Gene Ontology annotation, cellular component: membrane. The record is from RefSeq and is a predicted model, not a curated record. The coding region runs from base 446 to 1528 and encodes 360 amino acids. NCBI's taxonomy places the organism in Eukaryota, Metazoa, Chordata, Mammalia, Dasyuromorphia, Dasyuridae. Gene Ontology annotation, biological process: magnesium ion transport. Gene Ontology annotation, molecular function: magnesium ion transmembrane transporter activity.
AGCGAAGAGAGGAAGUGUGCGGAACACGGACGCGCAUGCGUAACGCACUACGCGUUGCGUGCGCGACGUGCUGCGAACUCCGGAGGGGGACGCCGGCUGUGGUUUGCGUCACUCGGCCGGCGCCCGCCCGGAAGCUUCCUCGGGUUCCCCUCCCGCUCUCACUUGCCCGGGGCGGUGGCUACCUCAGUUGUUUGUACUUCCCCGAGACACUAAUUGAGAUUGGCGCACCCCGAUGGAGGAGACAGUGUGCGCGGCCGCUGCCCCGGACGCCAGCAGCUCCGGCUCCAUGGUGAAGGAAGAGGGGGCGGCUGCUACGGCUCCGGCGGCCUGCGUGGGGAUGUGAGAAGUCUCAGAAUUGAAGAUUGUGACACCUGGCCUCUAAUACCAGCAGUUUCUUUGUUCUGUGAUCAAUGUGACUCACCUGAACACUUUAGUACUUAACGAGAUGAGCCAGGAUCGUGGAAAAUAUGACUUUUAUAUUGGUUUGGGAUUGGCUAUGAGCUCCAGUAUAUUCAUUGGAGGAAGCUUCAUUUUAAAAAAGAAGGGCCUUUUAAGGCUAGCCAGAAAAGGCUCCAUGAGAGCAGGUCAAGGUGGCCAUGCAUAUCUGAAAGAAUGGUUAUGGUGGGCUGGACUUCUGUCAAUGGGAGCUGGUGAGGUGGCCAACUUUGCUGCUUACGCCUUUGCACCAGCUACAUUAGUGACUCCAUUAGGAGCUCUUAGUGUUCUUGUAAGUGCCAUCCUUUCAUCAUACUUUCUAAAUGAAAGACUUAAUCUUCAUGGAAAAAUUGGAUGUUUAUUAAGUAUUUUAGGGUCUACUGUUAUGGUAAUUCAUGCUCCAAAAGAGGAGGAGAUAGAGACCUUAAAUGAAAUGUCACAUAAGCUGGGUGAUCCAGGUUUUGUGGUCUUUGCAACAUUGGUUGUCAUUGUGUCCUUGAUAUUAAUUUUUGUGGUGGGACCUCGCCAUGGACAAACGAACAUACUUGUUUACAUAACAAUCUGCUCCGUAAUUGGAGCAUUUUCCGUCUCUUGUGUUAAAGGCCUGGGAAUUGCUAUUAAAGAACUUUUUGCAGGGAAGCCUGUGCUGAGGCAUCCACUGUCCUGGAUUUUGCUGCUAAGCCUUAUACUCUGUGUAAGUACACAGAUCAAUUAUUUAAACAGGGCCCUGGAUAUAUUUAAUACAUCCAUAGUGACUCCAAUAUAUUAUGUAUUCUUCACUACAUCUGUUUUAACUUGUUCAGCUAUUCUUUUUAAAGAGUGGCAAAACAUGCCUGUUGAUGACAUCAUUGGCACUUUGAGUGGCUUCCUUACAAUCAUUGUGGGAAUCUUUUUAUUGCAUGCCUUUAAAGAUGUCAGUUUUAGUUUAGCAAGUCUGCCUGUGUCUUUUAGAAAAGAUGAAAAAAUAGUGAAUGGUAAUCUGUCCAGCUUGUAUGAAGUCUGUAAUAAUAAUGAAGGAAGCUUAGCCUGCGGAAAUGAGCAACAAACUGGUGAAAACAUCUCUAGAAGAAAUGGAAAUCUGAUGACUUUUUGAAAAUAGAUAUAAUUUUUAAAGACUUAAUCUGUAAUUGUGUGUUUUUUGUUUUGUUUUGCUGUAAAACGAGCUUGUCUGAAAAUAGAAAUUGUCAUUUUAAAUGCUGUCUAAAGACAAUCUUUUUUUUUUUUAAUGGUUUCACUACGUUGGACAAGAACAAUAAUGACUUUGCUUUUCUUAUAUAUGAAGUAUAAGACAAUUCACUAAGAUGACCUAAAUAUUGGUUUGGGUUUCUAUUAACAGUGUAUAGUUGUAUGAUUUUAAACUUCAAGUCUUUCAUCCCCCCCCAAAAAACCCUUACUGCACUGAAAGUUUUAAUUAUAAAAAUAAAAUGUUUUAUUUCUUCAUUGUUGAUAAAAACUGAAAUGAACACUUGUCAUUUACCAAAUGACAAUGCAUUAACAUUUCCUUAAAUCAUCUUCCAGUAUGUGGAAGAACAAAAUAUUCCAAUAUAGUAUCCUGUGGAUUACACAGUUGUGACUCAUGUUGGAUGAGUCAUGAAUUAGUCUAUAAUUGACAGUAAUGGAUUAUGGAAAAUGAGCAAUUACUUUAAUUUUGAAAUAUUUUGAAUGAAUCUUAAGUUAGGCAAAAUAGAUAAGAAAUAGAAUAAUUCAACUAUAAGGGUGAUUUUCGAAUAUAUAAUUUGCCUUGUCAAGUGAAUACAGUGACCCCUGUAAAAUCUUUAGGUAUUUAUGAAUGAUUCAGUUACCACAUUGAAAAUACUUAAUGUACAAAUUCAAGGAAUUUCUUUAAAAUGCGGUUUAACAAUUCUCACAAGUGUUUUCAGUCCCUUGUGCCUUGCUGACCUUAAAGCAUUAUAUGAAUGUGAGUUAUCAAUAAUUUUGCAUUUUGUACUAUUAUUAAUGUUCUAUUGUUGUUAUUCAGAAUGAUAUGAGGGUGAGACUUCAGUUUCUAGAGAGUGGAGAGACUUAAAUUCAUUUGUAUAGGUGUAUUUCCAUAUAGCAGCUCAUUUGAUAUUCACAGCAAUAGAGUGAGGGAGCCAGGUUAGUAUUAUACCAUAAGUGAAGAAAGUUAUUGGUUAAAUGAGGAAGCCAAGAAUGUAUCUAAUUUUCUUUCUUUUCACUAAGCCAUAAAAUUGUAUUUUUGAAAUACUUUUUGAGAAAAGAAAUUACUUUUCCAAAAGCCUGCAGAACUAAUUUAACUACUAUCUUAGGCCUAAGCUUGUUUGUGGAAUUAGAGAUAGCUUCUCAGUCUAAUUUUCCUGAUAACCAAAUAUAUGCUUCUGGAAUUACCUGUUUUCCAUUAUAAAGUGUGUAAUUAUCAUCUAUAACAGGUUUUGCUGUAACUUCUAUGUUAACUUUUUUGACCAAACUACUUCUGAAAGUAGACAAAAGGAAAAAAAUCAAUUGAAUCUUUUUUCCAAUUGAAUAACUUUAGAGAAUAAGUUUUAAUCACAUGAAUUAUUGCUUCUGUCACUUCAAUUUUACAGGACUUAGAUUUAAAAUUGUUUAAUAAGAAGUAUUUAGAAAUAAACAUUGCUAUCACUUGAAGAGCCUUCAUGAACACUAUUCACAAAUAUUACUGCUAACAGUAUUUUUAGACAUCUUUUUUCAGUUCCUGAUUAACAGCAUAGCAAAAAAAACAAAACAAAACAAAACAAAAAACAAACCAUGAUUUAAUAUUUACAAAUGAUACCAACAUGAAAUUUUAAGUGUAAGUCCCCUACAUUUACGCUGCUGUUUAAAAAUUACAGUAGUUAGUUGCAGUUAGAAGAGACUCCAGAUACCAUCUAGUCUAAUCUUUGUAGGAAAAGAAUCCCCUUUACAACCUAUCUAAUUAGGGGUUAUCCAGCUUUUAUUGCUACUCAGGGAGUGUGUUUCCACUUUUAGUUAGCUGUCAGUGUUAGAAAUGUUUUCCUUGCAUCAAGCCAUUGUUCCUAGUUCACAGAACACCCCUGAGGUCAAGCACAAAGAAAUCUUUAACUCCCUUUCCACAUAGCAGCCUUUCAGAUUUAAUUAGAUUGAGUUGUGUACUCUUGAGUUUCUUCCAGAUUAAACAUUUCUGGGUCCUUCUACCUCUUCUCAUUUAUCAUGACCAUUCUGGUUACCCUUCUCGUGAUAUCCUACCACUAACUAAUAUUUACCUUCUUAAACUGGUCUUCCCACAGCUAAAAAACAGUAGUAUUCCAGAGCAGGUCUUACAUGGGCAGAAUAUAGUGGGUUGUUACUUCGUUGUGCUUGCGAAUUAUGCCUGUCUUACUAGAGUCCGUGUUAAAUUUUGACCGAACUAGCUUUUUUUGUCUGCCUUCACAUUGUUGAUAGGUUUUGAGCUUAUUGUGGUCCUGUAAAAUCCCCAGAUUUUUCUCAAAUUUCUACCUUCCUGACUUUGUAAUUAUGAAGUGGGGUUUUUGGUACUUUAGUGAGCCUUUAUAUCCUUUAUAUUUAUUAUUAAUUUAAGUUCAUCUAAGUGCUCUAACCUAGCCAGCCCCUAUCCUUCCCAGUUUUGUUAUCUGCAAAUAUGAUGCCACCUAUGCUUUUGUCCAAGCCAUUAAUAGCAGUUUUCAGUUGAGAGAGCAAUAAAUGAAUAACUGCCAGCUUAUAACUCCCUAUCCUUUCUGCAGUAGUAUGAGUAUUUAUAUUAUAUGUUUUUUAGGAGUCUUCUGCUGAUUUGAAAAUUUACAAGUAGAAAUAAGGUUACUUGUUCUUGUGGGCCCGUUGAUUUUUGAGUUUUCUCAAGAAUUAAAGUUUUCAAUUAUCUACCCUUUUUCUCUAGGCCUGUGAUAUUCAUAAUUUCUGUAAUCUUCUAGAUUUUUGAGUUUUCUCAAGAAUUAAAGUUUUCAAUUAUCUACCCUUUUUCUCUAGGCCUGUGAUAUUCAUAAUUUCUGUAAUCUUCUAGAUUUUUCUUGCUAGCCUCAAUUUAUUCUGAGAUACAGAAUGAUUAUAAUUUUCUUAAAGAAUCGUGUUAUACUUUUAUCUUCAUUUUAUUAACUGCCUUUCCUUCUGUUCUAUUUGUCCCAUUCACCCUCAAAUAUAAAUUGAGGAUGAGCACUUGUACUUUUCCACUUCCUUUAGCAGACUCAUCAGAAUUUUGUCUCAUCACUGCAUUUCAUUAUUUAGAAUCUCUCAUCUCACUAGGUUAAGUUUCCUUGUAGCUUUUCAAAGGUCACAGUAUCUUAUCUAGUCUUCCUUCCCAUUAAAAAAAAUCUUUUGAAAUCUGUUUUUCUUAAAUGUAGGCCAAAUGUCAAAACCAUGUCUCAUUUUAUUACAAACUUUAAUUGGUGAAAAUGAAAAAAUCUUCUUGGGCUGUGGUAUCAGAUUCAGAAACACAGUUUACCACCAAUUUGUAUGUAAAGAUUGCUGUGGGCUAUGUAUUUAACUUAGUUUUCAAAUGUAGUGUUAUAUUUUUAUUUUUUGGAUGAUUUCCCAAUUACAUUUUAAUUUGGUUCAGGACACAUGUUUGACACUUGUUCUAAAUGAGUGACCACUCCCAAGUAAUGUUCUUCAUUCUUUAUGAGAAUCUAAUCCAGAAUAAAUUUUAUCAUGAAAGAAAUUAUCAGCAAGGUAAGCUAAGGAAUUAAUAGUUCUUUUCAAAUGCAGAGGGAGCUCCAGUUAAAUGUUUAAAUAACUGGAUAAUGAUUGUUAUUUUUAUUGUGCCUUGAUAGCUUUUGUCACUUGUUUCUUUAAAUCCUAAUUGUCCUAAUAAUUUAGUGUAUAAUAAAAAUUGCUUUUCUUUUUGUCAUUAUA